GAUUGCGUAUGUCCCGGGUUCCUUUUGGUUCCUGACAUCUUACAAUGUUCCAUAUUGCUUUACCUAGUAUCUGAUUCGACUUUAUUAUUGCAUGAUGGCGUCGGAGGACGCGCCACUACACUUUCAAGAUGCCAAGUCGACUCCGAUGCUGUGGCACGUCUUCAACCGUCGGUCACGGUCAAACCGGGUUAAAACAAUUGGCUUGUCAGUAAUUGCAUUGUUCUUCUUCUUUCUUAUGCUACAGUCUUCUUCAACGCGAGUCGAUCCGGACUUUUGGACCAAGUUUCCCUCUCGCCAUCCUUUCCCCCAGCGCCCAGAAGACGCCCAGGUCCUCCUCCCUCCCCGCACCGAUAUUAAUGUCAACGAUACCCUCCCCCACAAUCUGGACAAACCCAACCCGCGCUUGCAUGUCUUAGUCCCAGCCUCGCAGGGCUCGCGCGGAGUCUGCCGAACGCUCACGUCGGCUAUGAUCCUUGGAUACCCACCGCCGACAUUAAUCGGUUACGGGCAUGACUCUCCCGGAGCGACCGAGGCCGAGCGCAUGGUGGACCGGAUCACGCGCGUGCGCAAUUACCUCCGAGACAGCAAAACCGUGCAUGACCGCGACUUCGUGCUUAUGGUGGAUGGCGCAGACAGCUUCUUCCAAUUGCCGCCGAAGAUCCUAGUGGAGCGGUUCCAGGCUAUCAUAAGGGCGAACAACCGAAAGCUGCGGGCCAAGUUUGGGUUCGCAGAAGUGGAGGGCCAAAAGGCUGGGGCUGCGCCUGAGAUGGUACAGAAAUACACCCAGCGCGUUCUUUUUGGUGCAAGCAAGAUGUGCUUCCCCGGGUUGCUGGACGAUCCCGGUUGUGUAUCUGUUCCCGAAUCAACUCUACCUCCUGAUGUGUAUGGCUGGAAGACUGAUGUCUACCCGGAUGGAUCUCUGAACCGACCCCGGUGGCUGAACCCCGGAGCGGUCAUUGGUCAGGCUGCGGAUCUGCGUCUGAUCUACGAUGAGGUCCUGCGGCUAGUUGAGUUGCGCUCGAACAAGUCUGGAGAUUACCAGGCUCUGACGCAGAUGUACGGAAGACAAGAGGUGGCCAGAGAACUGGAGCGGCGGCGAACAGCCAACGACUUCAAAGAGUUGCUCUACCGGAUGGUGGGCAUCUCGGAUGCAGCAAACAUCACCGGAAUCAACCUCCGGCUGGAGACAGGUCACCGUUACGAGUACGGUAUUGGCGUCGACUUCGAGUCACAACUCUUCUUCAACCAGAUCAUGUCCCGCAGGGAUGUCGAGUGGGUUAAGUACGGCAACAUCACGAAGAUGUCCGCUUUACAGAUGGAACACGGCGUCCCGCGCGAACACCGUCUCCUCCUACCGCAGGAUAUCGCAGCACUCCCCAACCCAUUCAUCCAGUCCCGCUUCGCAAAAGAAUCAACCCAGCGACCAGUAUGGAAUGCCACGCUUGACAAACUCCCGAACCCGCGCGAACGCACCUGGCACAACAUCUCGCUUAUGACGAAUGCCCACUCCGCCUCGGUGCCGGUAAUCGCCCAUCUCAACGGCGACCCCAAACUCCGCAACACCUGGUGGGAGAAUAUGUGGUUUUUCCCAUGGGGACGCGCCCUACUGCGGAAAUAUGUCCGCGACUCACACGGGUUCGACGCUGCACAGUCAUCGCUACUGGGCGGGCAAAACUGGUUGGAGGUGCGCGGAGGCCGAGGUGGGGUUUGGACCGAUCACGCAAACUGGAUCACUCUUUCUGAGGUUUGCAAUGGUCAAGAAAGAGAUCUCUUUGAUGAUGACCUCGGACCAUGGGAUAAGGAAAAUGAUGACCCAGAUGAUCCGGUUUACAACCAGUAUGGAAGUCUCAUUGCUGGGAAGGAAGAGAAAUCCGACUAAAGCUGGACUUUGAGUUGUUAUGCUCCCCCUGUUCCUCACUAUACCAUUCUCAACGGAUCGAUGGGCUGCCGGGUUAUUGAGACAUCCCGUCCAGCUCACCGUCCCACCAAGCCACCUGCUCUCCGCUAUAUCUCCACGCCGAGGUCUAAGCUUAUCAAGUUCUGGACAUUAUCCGAAUUUUGGAGUUUGGAUGGUUUUUGUCUUUUUGCAUGACCGGCAUGAUUGGAUAAGCCGUUACUAUGAUGGCGUGGCCGGAUUCACAAAUGAAUUCAGAUUUAUUCUUAUGUCGAAGUUGGGGAUUCUUUCGACAGUUAUUGGGAAUAGCUGUACAUUAUCGGGACUGGCUUUGUAUGAUACCACAAUAGAUGGAACUUUGGAAGAAGCCCUUUGGUGAGGCUGGCGUAUAUAGAACGCAGCAGAAUGAACAAGUUGGAAGUAAGCCUUCCUCUCUC
Messenger RNA from Penicillium samsonianum, 2331 nucleotides. Its product is annotated as glycosyltransferase domain-containing protein. The transcript is spliced from 2 exons. The record is from RefSeq and is a predicted model, not a curated record. Lineage: Eukaryota; Fungi; Ascomycota; Eurotiomycetes; Eurotiales; Aspergillaceae. Bases 92 to 1879 code for a protein of 595 amino acids.